Brachypodium distachyon (stiff brome) is the source of this 1347-nucleotide messenger RNA. RefSeq names its product lichenase-2. The transcript is spliced from 2 exons. Gene Ontology annotation, cellular component: plasma membrane. The coding region runs from base 106 to 1110 and encodes 334 amino acids. Gene Ontology annotation, molecular function: hydrolase activity, hydrolyzing O-glycosyl compounds. The record is from RefSeq and is a predicted model, not a curated record. NCBI's taxonomy places the organism in Eukaryota, Viridiplantae, Streptophyta, Magnoliopsida, Poales, Poaceae. Gene Ontology annotation, biological process: carbohydrate metabolic process.
CACUGAUCAGCUUUGGAGAGAGCAAGAAAAUUAAAAGAUCACUUUGGUCUUGGUACGUACUCCCUGGAAGCCGAUAGAGAGAAAGUUUUGAGACCGGCUGACCGAAUGGCGAGGCGAGGCGUUGCCUCCGUGUUCGCUCUGGCAUUGCUCAUAGGAGCCUUUGCCUCCAUCCCAAAAGGCGUGGAGUCCAUCGGCGUGUGCUACGGCAUGAGCGCCAACAACCUGCCGCCGCCGAAGACCGUGGUCAGCAUGUUCAAGUACAACAAGAUCACCUCGAUGCGGCUGUACGCGCCGGACAAGGCGGCGCUGCAGGCCCUGGGCGGCUCGGGCAUCAAUGUCGUCGUCGGGGCGCCCAACGACAUGCUUGCCAGCCUCGCCACGAGCCCGGCCGCGGCCGCCGCCUGGGUCCGGAACAACAUCCAGGCGCACCCCUCGGUGUCCUUCCAGUACGUCGUCGUCGGCAACGAGGUCGCCGGUGCGCCCACAAAGUACCUUGUCCCUGCCAUGGAGAACGUCCAUAGCGCGCUCGCCGCCGCGCGCCUGGGCCACAUCACGGUGACCACGUCCGUGUCGCAGGCCAUCCUCGGCGUGUGGAGCCCGCCGUCCCAGGCCCGGUUCACGGGCGAGGCGGCCGCGUUCAUGGGCUACGUGAUGCGGUUCCUGGCCAAGACGAGAGCCCCGCUCAUGGCCAACAUCUACCCGUACCUGGCCUGGGCGUACAAGCCCAGCGCCAUGGACAUAAGGUACGCGCUCUUCACCGCGCCGGGACCCGUGAUCCACGACGGGCCCGUGGCGUACCAGAACCUGUUCGACACCACGGUGGACGCGUUCUACGCGGCCAUGGAGAAGCACGACGGGAGGGGGGUGAAGCUCGUGGUGUCCGAGAGCGGGUGGCCCUCGGCCGGGGGCGUCGCGGCGACGCCGGAGAACGCGAGGGUCUACAACCAGCACCUCAUCGACCACGUCGGCCGCGGCACGCCGCGACACCCGGGCCCCAUCGAGACGUACAUCUUCUCCAUGUUCAACGAGGAGCUCAAGCCGAAAGGCGUGGAGCAGCACUGGGGGCUCUUCUACCCCGACGCGAAGCACAUCUACCCCAUCAAAUUUUGAGAUCAGCUAGCAACAGUGCGCUAGCUCUAUCCGCCAAUAUAUAUGUCCGUGCGCAAGUAUACAUACGCGAUUAGCAUGUAUGUAUGCGUACAUUUAUGUAUUGUAUAUGUCUUGUUGUGAUUGUGACAGACGAGAGUGCUACCAAAUACUGCCCUGCUGAGGUCACUCUCGAUGUAUUGUAUUUUAAAUUGUACCAUCAAUUCAGCAUAUAUAUUUAAUACGUAUUAAUUUUUCAAA